Messenger RNA from Coprinopsis cinerea okayama7#130, 369 nucleotides. RefSeq lists its product as hypothetical. The transcript is spliced from 2 exons. NCBI's taxonomy places the organism in Eukaryota, Fungi, Basidiomycota, Agaricomycetes, Agaricales, Psathyrellaceae. Bases 1 to 369 code for a protein of 122 amino acids. The record is from RefSeq and is a predicted model, not a curated record.
AUGGAGACGGGACCAGUGACGAAGAAGGAACUAGACUACGAUCCAAGAAAACGGCGGGUCAAGUCCGCAGACGCCGAGGCCAACGGGGUGAUAUUCAAGAGGCUCUUUGCACUUCUGGGGGAAUCGUUGGCCGUAGCGAAAAUAGGGUCUGGAGAAACAGUCAGAUGGUCAGAGGAUCUUACCGAGGCCUUGGCAGGGUUGCAGACCGAACUGGAGUGCGAGUUAGGAGAUAACGCAGAGGAGAUUCUCAGUCCUGAACUGAAGGAGGUCAGGCAAAAGGUUAUAUCCCUCUCUGCGGCCUGCAAGACCCUACAUCAGCAGCUUACUCUCGUCGGCAACUUGGGAGGAGAUGGCCAAACGUGUGCUUAA